AUGGUAACAUACACGAAAUGUUGUAAACCUUCUAAAUUAGAAGAGCAAGAUCAUCCAGAUUGGAUACCCUCAAAGAAGAUGAGUUACGUUUCUCGUGCCUCAAAUGAUGAUGGUGAACGAUACAAGAGGAGAGCUAACAGAAAAGUUCCCUUGGAUACCUCAACCAGUGCCACUGAUGUUGAAAUGGAUUUAGAUGAUGGUUUCCCAACUCAUCAAGACAUGUCGGUUCAAACAGAUCUCACGAUGAGCGAACUGAAUGUCCAGGAGAAAGUACUGCAAGAUUUCCAAACAGAGCUGGGAAAGACCAAGCAAAAAUUAAAAAAAGUCACCUUAGAUGAGAGCUCCUGGAAAGAAGACGAUGAACAAGUGUACUAUACCGGAUUCCCUACAUUUGCCCUUCUGAGUAUAGUGUUCAACGUUAUACAGCCACAUCUAAACCAAACGCAAAGAUCUGUGCUGAACAAAUUUCAAAAGUUCAUUCUGACUCUCAUGCACCUAAGACUCAAUUUUGACUUCAUUGAUUUAGGGUACAGAUUUGGUGUGUCAAAUUCCACUGCCUCAAGAGCCUUUGACGAUUGCUUGUAUGUAAUGUACCAAAAACUUCAUCGCAUGGUGUUCUGGCCGAAGAGAACAGAACUAACAAAAAAUGUCUCCUCAUCUUUUGUAGAUGCCUUCGGCAAGAAAGCAAUCAUAGUCAUUGAUUGCUUUGAGAUAAAAAUUGAGAGGCCCUCAAAUAUUCUAGCAGCUGCACAGUGCUAUUCACAUUACAAGCAUUCAAACACUGUGAAAUACCUGAUUGGGAUCUCGCCUCAAGGAGUUAUUUUAAGCUCAGCUGCAAUCUUCUGCAGCUCAGCAAGGGUUUUACUUAAGUGCUCCUCUGCAAAAAGAUUACCAAGGCACAAGUAA
Molecule: messenger RNA, 906 nt
Organism: Uloborus diversus
Lineage: Eukaryota; Metazoa; Arthropoda; Arachnida; Araneae; Uloboridae
Exons: 3
Coding region: 1-906 (301 amino acids)
Source: RefSeq, a predicted model, not a curated record